Rhagoletis zephyria (snowberry fruit fly) is the source of this 1096-nucleotide messenger RNA. RefSeq lists its product as uncharacterized. The record is from RefSeq and is a predicted model, not a curated record. NCBI's taxonomy places the organism in Eukaryota, Metazoa, Arthropoda, Insecta, Diptera, Tephritidae.
CAAAAGGAAAUGUACUUUAAUCGGAAAAGAACAUACAGUGCUUCAAGCUGUAGUCGAUGCUAACAAAAAGUUCAUCGAUAUAACUUGUGGAGAGCCAGGGUCGCUUCAUGAUUAUAGAGUGCUAACAAGAUCCAAACUCUUUCAGGACGCAGAAAAUCAUUAUGAGGAAAUGUUUCCAAAUUCAUAUUUCAUCAUCGGCGACUCAGCCUAUCCGUCAACGAAAUGGCUGGUGUCACCUUUCAAAGACUAUGGAAUUUUAAAUGAAUCCCAGCGAAAAUUUAACGAAAUACAUUCUUCUACAAGAAUGGUAGUUGAAAACGCCUUUGGGUUGCUUAAAGGGCGAUUUCGUCGACUUUUGAGGUUUACAGAGCAAACCGACUUGAAAGUGAUAACCAACAUCGUAGUCAGCGCAUGUGUUUUGCAUAAUAUUUGCAUCUCUUUUGAUGACUUAUGUGUUAUCGACGAACUAUAUGAAGCGAUUGCCUUUGCUCAAGAAGAACAACAAGAUGAGUCUAAUCUGAAUGAAACGCUUGACAGGAGGCAAAAUCUUUUUAAUUAUUUAAGACCUCCAACUAUUUUAACUCCAAUUUUACUGGUAAUACAGUUCUCGAGCAGAACGCUUUUUUCGUCCCACUGGAGCUGAAGAAGAAGCAGCUUCUAGUGGUGGUGUUCACCGAUUGUAAAUGUGGCGAUGACGAAGGGCUUUCCAUCGUCGAUGGUGAAGCCAGAGAUGAAAUUGACGAUGUUGGCGACGGUGAUGGUACAGGUGGCGGCACGUCUACCGACACCAUCUCAAAUGAUCUGAAGCCCACGUGGACGGUGUGGUCAUUUGAAAUGAUAGGAGUGUUUCCAAAGAUUUCGUCCACCAGCUCCAUAUAAGCAGCAAUACAUGGGCUGGCACCUGUGCCGCGGAGGCCGCUCUGAAUCCUAAAAGUAUGAUUUAUUAAUUAAGUUCAUUGUUUUUUUUUUUUGUAUAUAUAACCUACGGUGAUCCCCAAGGACACUAUGUCUUCCAAAACAUUGGCGUAAGCGACCCUCUUCCUUUUGAAAUGCUCAAAUUCAGCUUUCCGGGCAAGAUAGCACCUUAAAAAUCCCA